Molecule: messenger RNA, 1402 nt
Organism: Ipomoea triloba (trilobed morning glory)
Lineage: Eukaryota; Viridiplantae; Streptophyta; Magnoliopsida; Solanales; Convolvulaceae
Exons: 2
Coding region: 79-1149 (356 amino acids)
Source: RefSeq, a predicted model, not a curated record
AAGUUGAAACCACGGGGGUGUAGGAUUACCCAAAACCCUCGUGCCUGUCCUCCUAGAACCCCAGGAUUAUCCGAAGCCAUGUCGAUUACCCUCUCAACAUUCCGAUCUCCGAACAUAUUUUUCAAAAAACCCAUAAAACUCUCCUCACACCCCCCACUGUUCAAUCGCCCUCAUGACAAUAACCAAGCUCCGUUUGACUCUUAUCAACCCAGAACAAGCAUAUUGAGACUCAGAAAUGCGCACAAAUUUCCUGGGCUUCUCUCAACCAAUCUUGGACUUUCAGUGACUAAGAAUCAUGGCUUUUUGGCUAAAGCUGAAAAUAGGGGAGAAGGGACAGAGAAUGGGGCGAAUGAAGUUGAGAUUGAGUCGCGUGGAGAGAGCUCUAUGCCGGAGAGGUUCAGGCCUUUGACAAAGGAAGCUCCUGAUAAGCCUGUGAGGUGGCCUUUUUUAAUAGUAUUGGCCUUCCUUCUCUAUGCCUGGAGGGCUGUCUUGUGGGAGCUGUCCAUUUGGAAAGGGGUUGUGAUGGGUUUCUUCCGGUUUAUAGGAACUAUGAUGAAAUUUGCUUUGGCCAAUGUCCUCUACUACAUAUUACAUCCAGUCACUGCCUCCCUUAGAUUUGUUGAGACAAUACUUCACAUCAUUCGAACUUUCUACUCAGGGGUAAUCAAACAGGCUCCUAUUCAAGAGCUAACAAAAAUGAUCAUUUUUGCAUCUUUAAUACUUGCUAUUGCCGAGGCCACUGUUCCAGAUUCUGUGAACAGCCAGCCUUAUCUUCUGACAGUUGCUGGUUUUAUUGGAUUUGUGGCUGCAAAAGGUUACAUUUCCGAGCUUUUCUUUUGGACACUUCUGCUAGGCUUGUUUAGCUUUGGUCGGUGGGUUAAAAAGAGAGAUUACGUGUCUUCCGCAUUGCCAGUUGCAGCUGUAUUAGCAGCAGUUGGAGAGCCUUGGAUUCAAGCACUAGUAAUGAUUUCAUAUACCUCUUUGGCUAUUGUUCAACACUCGAGGGAACGUGCAGAUGGGAAGGAAGGCGAAGCCACCAAUGAAGUUAUAAGGGCUCCAUUUCCUCUGCUAUGUGUUGCAUUGGCAAUCGGUGUUCGACUUGCUGCAAAUUGGGCUGGAUAUCGGCAUUUGACUUGGAUGAUCGUUUGACAACCUCGCAAACUUUCAUUGAAUCAAGUAUACUUACCUUUUGGCUUGUACAGUCUCUUAGGAUUGCUGAAGUUUUUACGAAUUUGGCAUGGAUAUUUCCAGCAUAAUUAAAUUUUGCUCUGUAAUUCAGUUUCUUUCCUUGGUUUUUGUUGCGUUAUUUGCUCUGGAUAUUCUGGCUUUCUUCAGUUCAAUUUGGAUUGCAGAUCAAACAGUAAAUUCUAUAAUGGCAAAAUAUAUUGUCAAAACUUUCUUU